Messenger RNA from Spinacia oleracea (spinach), 2047 nucleotides. RefSeq names its product squamosa promoter-binding-like protein 6. The record is from RefSeq and is a predicted model, not a curated record. Gene Ontology annotation, cellular component: nucleus. Bases 237 to 1436 code for a protein of 399 amino acids. NCBI's taxonomy places the organism in Eukaryota, Viridiplantae, Streptophyta, Magnoliopsida, Caryophyllales, Amaranthaceae. The transcript is spliced from 5 exons. Gene Ontology annotation, molecular function: DNA binding.
UCUAAUAAACAUAAGCACUAAUGUUAUAUGUUGUAAACUUGUAAGUUGUAAGUGAUACGAAAGUAUUAUUAGUGAGUGAAAUUGAUAUUUGAUCAUUUCGGACAUGUUUGCCCAUUGAGAAAUCUGCCUCGCACUUUCCUUGACUACUUUUUUAUAAGAUCAAAACCAAACUCCUCGCUUUCCUUCUCUAAUUCUCUCAAUCUCCUCAUCUUUCACUAUAACUCUGGUAAGUGGUGAUGGAUUCUUGGAAAUAUAUAGGAACUGAAAUUAAACCUAUUUGUAAUGUUGAAAGUUACCCACUAAUCUCUAACACACAAGCACUUGAAAGAUUGGAUUUUAUGGAUUUGGGGUUUGCUGAUGAUAUUAGGAAAUCAUAUUCAAUUUCUAGUGAACCUAGUGGGGAGGUUUUUAGUGAUGAAAUUGGUACUGAUUAUCCCCAAUUUGGUGAAGAAUCAAACAAACAUGAUUUUUCUCUUGUUGAUUUGAAGUUGGGUAUGUUGGAUGAUGGUGGGAUUGCCGUAGAUAGUGAAUUGUCUAAAACUAAUGCACCUGAACCCUCUAUUAUGUUGUCUUCUCCGGCCAAGAAAGCUCGGUCAUCAAUGUCGACUAUGCGCUCUUCUAGUUGUCAAGUUCUAGGUUGCAACAAGGAUCUUAGCUCUUACAAGAGUUACUACAGAAGGCAUAAGGUUUGUGAUGUUCAUACAAAGACUCCUAUAGUUACUGUUGAUGGAAUUGAGCAAAGAUUUUGCCAGCAAUGUAGCAGGUUCCAUCUUUUGGCUGAAUUUGAUGACAUUAAACGUAGUUGUCGUAAACGUCUUUCUGCUCAUAAUAAGCGUCGAAGGAAGCCUCAGCUCACUUCUGACCAAGGUAGUGGAACUAUUGACUUUUCCUCAUCACCUGCUUUUCCAGAAGUGAUGCCUAGUGUUUUUCUUGGUCCAAGUAAGUAUGAACAAAGGAUUGAAAAUUCCAUCAAGAGCUCAAAUUUCCUUCUCCAAAUGGGUUGUGUAGGAGAAAACAUAAAUAAUGUUUCAAAUGUUAAGGACGGAAUUGUUAGCUUUGCAAAACCUACGAUACAAAACUUAUCUAGCAUCCAGCAAACAAGUUGUGCUCUCUCUCUUCUGUCAGAUCAAUCACAUAACUUAUCAAGCCAGUUGCUGGACACUACAAGCACAUCACUGAUCAACAGAAGCAUCCAUGCAGAUUCUAAUCUAGAGUAUGCUCUUAACCACUCAGCUGGCAAUUUUAGAGAAGUUGCACCUCAUGAAUCUGUAAUUUGCUCAAUGGAUCAAACUGACAGGGAAGAACCCACCACAAUCAAUGGCACGGAUUGUCAUCAUCCUAAACAACGUGGUAUGAUCCUCAACUUGCUUCAAUUGUCUUCGAAUCUUCAAAGAGUUGAGCAGCAAAGGCACUCACCUGAAAAUGAAGAAGGAUAAACAAAAUCAUUGCGGAAACAGUGGGAUAUACACCUUUUCUUGCUCAGAAGGGCAGUGCAUGCACUAAGUCCAUAUAUAUAUUUGCUAUGAUACUUCCCGCCAACAGUAACCAAACGAUGUAUGAUACCAAAACCAAUAGAAGUGAGGGGGACGUGAAUAGAGAUACUCUAUACAAAGUCGGAAGUUGUUUUCCAGUUUACCUGACGGUACAGAAGUUGCAGACUGCAGUGAAGAAAAGAAGAGAUAAGAACCAAGGUAGUGUUGUUGCAUACGAUAUGAAUAUGCUGCUGAAAUUUGAAUGGGAAGAUGGUUUUGAUAACCAAGUGUAUGACUGUAUGUAUGUAUGCAUGUAUGUAUGUAUGUAUGCGUUCAUUGUAUCCGUUGCCAUGCCAAUCGCUAAUUCGCUACUCCGUAUAAUAGUGGCUUGGCUUGUGUAAUUAAAGUUCCAGAAAAUUUAGAGUGUUGUAUAUUUACGAUUGAUUGUGCUGUUUGCUUUGGAAAUCCCAGGCGAAAGGAAUAUGUCAUGGAUUAAUAGUCAAUAGUAUUGAGUACCCAAAUUUUUGGCUGCAUAGCUAUGCAUGCAAUUUUGCAUGCAUAUGCGCUAACAGGCA